This is a messenger RNA of Lagenorhynchus albirostris (white-beaked dolphin), 2931 nucleotides long. It is a transcript of the gene RNF217, whose product is annotated as ring finger protein 217. Gene Ontology annotation, biological process: protein polyubiquitination; positive regulation of proteasomal ubiquitin-dependent protein catabolic process; ubiquitin-dependent protein catabolic process. The record is from RefSeq and is a predicted model, not a curated record. The transcript is spliced from 6 exons. Gene Ontology annotation, molecular function: zinc ion binding; ubiquitin conjugating enzyme binding; ubiquitin protein ligase activity. The coding region runs from base 522 to 2144 and encodes 540 amino acids. NCBI's taxonomy places the organism in Eukaryota, Metazoa, Chordata, Mammalia, Artiodactyla, Delphinidae. Gene Ontology annotation, cellular component: ubiquitin ligase complex; cytoplasm.
GGGGCCGCGGCGGCUGGCUCGCGCUCCGGCUGCCCCUCCUGGUGCGCGCCGCGGCGGCGCCACAGGCCCCUCGACCCUUUGACCACCGCCCUCCGGCCGCCCGGCCCCCAGCGGGGACCGGCGAUGGCGCGGGACUGACGGCCUCCUCCCUCCGGACCCUUCUGUCCCUCCAGGGGCUCCCGGGGGCCGCGGCGCCGCCCCGACCUGCAUGUGGGGCGGGCGCGCCGGCGGCCAGAGCGAGCGGCCCUCGGCGCCCCCGAGGCGGUGCCCGGCCGCGCGGGAGAACCAGGAGGACGAGGAGGAGGAGGAGGAGCAGCGGGCCGGGCCGGGCUUCCCGAGCGCCGCCGCCCGGGAGCACGGGCUCCCCUGAGGGAGCUCGGGGCGUCCCAGCCCCGGAGGAGGGACCCGGAAGCAGAAGCGGAGCCGCGAGUCGAGCCGAGCCGCUGCCCCCGCUGCCCGCCGGCGCCGGGUGGGGGUCCCGGCGGCUGGAUGGGCGGCGGCGGCUUCGGCCGCGGGCGGCUAUGGGCGAGGAGCAGAGCACGGUGAGCGGCAGCGGCGGGCCUCUGGAGGCGCGGACCCCCCCUGGCGGCGCCACGGGCCACCCCGAGCCCCCGAGGCCGCCGGGGGACAGCACCGGGGCGCCCGGGCCGCGCGCCUCCUCCGCCGAGCCGAGCGGCGACAGCUGCGGAAGCGACUCGGGCUGCGCGGACACGAGCGUCCCGGAGCCCGCGAGAAGCCGGGGGGCCCCGAGCUGGAAGAAGAACCAGGCACCGGCGCAGCCCGCAGGACUGGCCUACACCGGGCCCCUCAACCCCCAGGCUUUGCAACAGCAGCUGGCAAAGGAGGAGGAGGAAGCGAGGGACCGAAGCGAGAGAGGGGAUGAACAGCAGGAGGCGCCCCCCGGCGAGCAGCCGGAGCCCCGGACCCGCGUCGGGGCCCCAGACGGACUGGUCCUGGACGUGCUGGGCCAGCGGCGCCCGCCCCCCGCCAAGAGACAAGUCUUCUGCUCCGUGUUCUGCGUGGAGAACGACCUGCCCGAGGUCCCCUCGGCGGAGCGGCUCUCGCUGCCCGCGUCGCCACCCCGGGCUCCGCCGGUGACCAACCCUCCCAGCACCCCCUCCUCCUUCCCCAGCCCCCGGCUGUCGCUCCCAGCGGACACCCUGUCCCCCGACGGCGGCAGCAUCGAGCUGGAGUUCUACCUGGCGCCCGAGCCGUUCUCCGUGCCCAGCCUGCUGGGAGCUCCACCCUACUCUGGCCUGGGUGGGGUCGGGGAUCCCUAUGCGCCCCUCAUGGUGCUGAUGUGCCGGGUGUGCCUGGAAGACAAGCCCAUCAAGCCCUUGCCCUGCUGCAAGAAGGCCGUGUGCGAGGAGUGCCUCAAAGUCUACCUGAGCUCCCAGGUACAACUUGGCCAAGUGGAAAUCAAAUGCCCUAUCACAGAAUGUUUUGAAUUCUUGGAAGAGACAACGGUUAUCUAUAACUUAACGCAUGAAGACUCCAUCAAAUACAAGUACUUCUUGGAACUUGGCCGUAUUGAUUCCAGCACCAAGCCAUGUCCUCAGUGCAAGCACUUUACAACCUUCAAGAAAAAAGGACAUAUUCCCACCCCUUCCAGAUCAGAAAGCAAAUACAAAAUCCAGUGCCCCACUUGCCAAUUCGUCUGGUGUUUUAAGUGCCACUCUCCUUGGCAUGAAGGUGUUAACUGCAAGGAGUACAAAAAAGGAGACAAAUUAUUGCGUCACUGGGCCAGCGAAAUUGAGCAUGGGCAGAGGAACGCCCAGAAGUGUCCGAAGUGCAAGAUCCACAUCCAGAGAACGGAAGGGUGUGACCAUAUGACCUGUUCACAAUGUAACACUAAUUUUUGUUAUCGAUGUGGGGAGAGAUACCGCCAGCUCCGUUUCUUUGGAGACCACACAUCAAACCUCAGUAUAUUUGGAUGCAAAUACCGCUACCUCCCAGAGAGACCUCAUCUAAGGAGACUAGUGCGAGGGUCAGUCUGUGCUGGAAAAUUAUUCAUUGCACCUCUAAUUCUGGUCUUGGGAUUAGCACUAGGGGCCAUAGCAGUUGUAAUCGGUUUAUUUGUAUUUCCUAUCUAUUGCCUUUGUAAAAAACAGAGAAAACGAUCACGGACAGGAAUGCACUGGUAAAUGCAGAUGAUUUCAUCUGACUACGCUGGUCCGGGUAGGAGCUACACAGAAUUAUACACCUGUCUGAGGGUCACUUCUUGAAAACUGCCAAGAGGACCCUUUUGCCAUCUCUUCUCCUGUGUUCUGUGCAGGCCACAAUGCCUCUAGCUCCGGUGCAUUCCCGACAUGGUAUCCUGUCCUUUCCUUAUACAGAUUGCUGCUUUUACAAAAUGGUCACUUUCAUAGACUAUAAACAUCUAUAUCAUAACUCUGAUCUUCUUAAUGGUUCUUGGAAGAAAGUAUUUUAAUUAGAACCAGUUAUCCUCAGAACUGUCUGAGCAUGCAUCUCCUGAGCAUUGCUUGGACUGUCUUUGUACCUGAAUCUCCCUCCAUGCCCUCUUCUGAGACUUGGUGUGAAUAACUGAAGGUCCCACCUGUACCAACAAGCAAGGCCACUUUUCAGAAGAUGAAGGCUCACCAUAUGCACCAAUUUUCAUCCGUGACCCAAGCAGUAUAAUUCCUUCAUCCUUCAGAUGCUAUAAUUGUUAAAAAUCUCAAUGCCCAAAAGGGAACUAAUGAAACUAAACGAAUGAGAAGAAUCAUAGUUACUGAAGUGUAUAUGUGUAGGGGUGUGAAUGUGUGUGUAUAUAUACAUAUCUAUAUUAAAACUAGGUCCAAUACCUUGUACUUGUCAAGUUCCAUGCCUACACUAUUUUUCCACAUUUUCAUAGACAUAUUUAAAAAUGAUUGUUCCUUUGUGGGCAUAAUUUGGUAAUGUACUGAAUUAAAGUCAACGUACACAACAGGC